Molecule: messenger RNA, 661 nt
Organism: Spodoptera frugiperda (fall armyworm)
Lineage: Eukaryota; Metazoa; Arthropoda; Insecta; Lepidoptera; Noctuidae
Exons: 2
Coding region: 37-546 (169 amino acids)
Source: RefSeq, a predicted model, not a curated record
AAGGAUAAGGAUCCACUGGCAGUUCCCGGGGUAUACAUGAUACCGUGCGACUGUGGCUCGAGUUACAUCGGGGAAACUCGCCGCAACAUCACAACCAGACUCAAAGAACACAUACGCAGUGUGAAGAACAGGGACACCCAUACAUCGGCAGUAGCCGAGCAUGCUUGUAGCGCGGGCACGGCUCACUUCCUUCGCUUCGACAAGGUCUCCGUACUAGCGAGGGAGAAAUACUUUGUACCGCGGAGAGUACGUGAGGCCAUCGAAAUAAGUCGCCAUCCCAACUUCAACAGAGACGGUGGCUGGGCAUUACCACCUGCCUGGAAGCCGAGUCUACAAUCUGCGUCAACCUACAAUGUUGCGGGUCUGGAGUGUGACACAGUGAGCGCGGUAUGUAACACCGUUUUUGCGCCGACCCGAGAAUCGAAUCUAACACCUGCGCAGCCGCCGGCGAACGAGUCUAACAAGCCAACAUCGUCGCGCGCGCCAGAUAGUGCGCGCGAUUCCAGACAGAGGGCGCGAUGGGCGCGAUCCUCGAAUCGCCAGUAGCAGCGCGACAAUCGCCGCGUCGUGUGUCGCGGAAUGCUGCUCAUGAAUAUGAGCCUCUAGCAUGGCUUGAAACUAGUCGAGUUCCUCGUCAAAACAUUACGUGAGUAAGCCGAUA